CGUGGAGGUCGCGUGGAGGAACCGGAAGUGACCUUUUUAGAGCUCUUGUUGCUGAGACAUUUUCGCGGCAAUCUGAACGUGAUGAAUUUACUGGAAUAUGACAGCUGAAUUUUUACAUUAAUAUAGAAGGACACAACAACAAUGGCAUCAGUCACUGCAGAGGACAUCAAAUCUGAACUCGACACUUUCAACAUAGCCUUCAACGAUGACACUGUGGAUAAAAUGUUGGAGCAGUGUUUGUGUCACAGGCUGAAGGGGGAUGAGAUCGUAUUUGAAUGGUUUGCUUUCAGCUCUGGUAAAGGUCAGCUGCUGCUCACUCUUGAUAACCUGGACCAGUUUGAACAUGAAAUACUGAACAAGAAGAAAAAGCCUAAAGGGUCAUCAAAGGGAAGCCAAUUUAACAAACGAGACAUCAAUUCUAUCCAGGAACUAAUCCGUGCAGAAGAGGAAGAGGAGAGCAUUCUGGAUUCCUAUUCAACACCUGCCAAAGGCUCUCAGAAACGAGCACUGACCACCCCAGAACAACCUCAGUCCAAGAGAGGUGUAGCCCGACUCACCAGUCCCAGUCUGUUGCUGUCACCUGCCAGCUUUUCACCAAGUGCAACUCCUUCUCAAAAAUAUGGCACGCGUGGUGGGCGAGGAGAGGUGGUUUCGUCAUUUGGGGUGGUGCAGGGUCCGCGCUGGACGGGUAAAGGACAAAGCUCUGUGAGGGUUGAGAUGCUGGAAGGAGGAGAGAAUUCACUCAUUAGCAGUUACAAAUACAUGUUCCAGAGAUUGAGAGACGUGCGGGACGUUCUGACUGAAAAGAUUGAGGACCUCGGAGAAGAACUCCGGAGACAUUUUAACGUCGAGGAAUUCUCUGCAGUUUCAUUACCUGUUCAGGAUAGCAUCACAGUGCUGGGCCAAGUAUGUUGUGACAGUAACGGGAAGCUCAACGCCCAGUCUGUGCUGCUGGAGGCUGGACAGGAACAGGGGGGCAGACAGGUGCCUGUGGAUCUGUCUGAGCUCAAAGAGUUCUCGCUUUUUCCUGGACAGGUUGUUGUCAUGGAAGGCAUGAACACCUCUGGAGAGAAGUUUGUUGCUACCAAAUUAUACGAGGGUAUUCCCCUGCCUUUUCACUGUCCUCCUGAAGUGAAACUAGAAAUGGAUGAAGUGUCUGAGCCUGUGAUGGUUAUGAUGGCUUGUGGACCGUACACCCCCUCUGAAAGUCUGACCUAUGACCCUCUGAUUGACCUCAUUAAUAUCAUCAAUAAAGAUCGGCCUGAAGUGUGCAUUCUGCUCGGGCCUUUUGUUGAUUCCAAACAUGAGCAGAUUGAGAAAAACCAGGUAACAGAAACAUUUGAAACCAUCUUCAAGAGAUGUCUGGAUAGCAUAGUGGAAGGAACCAAAGGGUCGGGAUGCAGGUUGGUGUUUGUGCCAUCUCUGAGGGAUGUCCAUCAUCAUUACAUUUAUCCUCAGCCACCCUUCAACCUGAGCAACCUCAGCAUAGAUGAUUCAGCGCGAGUGACCUUAGCUCCUGACCCCUGCACACUCCUCAUUAGUAAUGUGGCAUUUGGCCUGACCUCUACAGACAUUUUGUUUCAUAUGGGAGCUGAAGAGAUCAGCAGUGGCACGGGCACAGAACGGUUCUCACGGAUCAUGAAACACAUGCUGACCCAGAGGAGCUAUUAUCCUCUCUAUCCUCCUGCGGAGGAAGUUAACAUGGAUUAUGAUAAGUUUCAACAAUUUGGCCAAAUGAAACUCACACCUGAUAUUCUUAUCAUUCCUUCUGAACUUCGCUAUUUCAUCAAGGAUGUGAUUGGUUGUGUGUGUGUCAAUCCUGGCCGUCUCACUAAAGGACAGGUUGGUGGGACUUAUGGAAGGUUACUCAUUCAGCCAAACCCUGUGCUGGUGGAGGGGAAGAGAGCAAGACCUUGUAUUGCAGGACAGGUGGUGAAAAUAUUAUACAAUUGAUCCUUCCUACUGCUUGAACUUUAUUAAACAAUGUCUGUAUUUUUAUUAUGUCUGUAUUAAAACUUUUCACUUAAACUGGAAAAUAAAACAAAACUGGCUUGAAAAUAAAAUACUUUGUAAAAGGC
Molecule: messenger RNA, 2078 nt
Organism: Carassius gibelio (silver crucian carp)
Lineage: Eukaryota; Metazoa; Chordata; Actinopteri; Cypriniformes; Cyprinidae
Product: DNA polymerase alpha subunit B-like
Biological process (GO): DNA replication initiation; DNA replication
Cellular component (GO): alpha DNA polymerase:primase complex
Molecular function (GO): DNA binding
Source: RefSeq, a predicted model, not a curated record